This is a messenger RNA of Seriola dumerili (greater amberjack), 3724 nucleotides long. RefSeq names its product HPS6, biogenesis of lysosomal organelles complex 2 subunit 3 (gene hps6). Lineage: Eukaryota; Metazoa; Chordata; Actinopteri; Carangiformes; Carangidae. The transcript has a single exon. Gene Ontology annotation, cellular component: BLOC-2 complex; lysosomal membrane. The record is from RefSeq and is a predicted model, not a curated record. The coding region runs from base 296 to 3100 and encodes 934 amino acids. Gene Ontology annotation, biological process: melanocyte differentiation; lysosome localization; organelle organization.
UAGCGUCGGAUUGACUACAGUGCCUUUCUCGAUUCGGGGUUUAAAAAACGUAUUCAGCGGUUAUUGUCAGCUAACGGUUUAGCUCCGUUGUCGUCUGUCGACAUGGGCUUGCCGUGGUCGAAGGCUGUCGGUGGAUGUAUCCUUCCCCACGGACUUUAACAACGGGAUGAAGCUGCUCUCCGGACCUAAAGAGAUGCCGUUCAGUUAGCUUCUCCGCAGGUCAGAUUUGUGUGCCGUACAACAAGCUAACAGGCUAGUUGAUACGCUGUGGCAAGUAAAUAACAAACGGGGAGUUAUGGCGCGGUUGGAGAAACUGUCAGAUUUCGGGGACUAUACUGGCAGUAAAGAGCUAACUGACAUUCUUCAGCUGACUAAUAACAGUCUGUCAGACGUCCGCCUGAGCCCAGAUGGUCGUCACAUCCAUGUCAUCCUCCGCAAGCCUAAAGCCGGUCUUGUGACUUUUGACAAGUAUGAAAGAGGCCAGCUGGUCCAGAACCAUAAGAAGCUGGAUUUGUGGUCGACACGACCCGUGCCCAUUGUGGAUAUUUUAUAUUUGGACCAUAAUGAUAAUAACAGCGGCAGCAAGAGAGACACAGCAGCCGUGGCAGUGGUGUAUGAGAAUGGAAAAGCUGAGUUUUGGAAAUUCCAGGAGUGCAAAGCUGGCUGGCAUCUCCUGCAAACAUCAGACUUGUGCAACAGUCCCCGGGCCAGAGUGGUAUCUGUGUGUGCUUGCUCCAAUCUUAUCAUCUGGUGUGAGGAGAGGCCACCCUCAGAAAGCUCCCCUGCUCUCAGCUCUACGAGGAAUAAGCUGAGAUACUGUGUUUGCAGACGUGACUUUGAUGUGGAGGAGGGGGUCGUCAGCCUGGGGGGGGUGAAAAUCGCCCUCCACAACAAUCCUAAAUUCACUGUGGUCAGCUCAGGGGAAUAUGUGCAUCUUCUUCCUGACUUGAAAGUGAAGCCACUGUUGAGCAUUUCCAAAUUCUUCCUCUCCUGGUCCCCUCGCCAUGACUCCUUCAGGAUCAGCACCACAUGUAAAAACACUCCCCUAAAAAAGUUUUCAGCUAAAGAGUCCGACUUUAAGAGGUUGGUGACUGACUCUUUGGGAUAUUUAUCGACUCUUGAGCCACCUGAGAUCUACAACUUCUCUCCUACAGGCUGUGGAGGCCUGCUGCUGCUGCUUAGCACAGGCUGGCUGUGUCUCCUGCAGAAAGAUGGGAUGCUGCGACAGGUAUUCAAACAGGCAGACAACUGCUUGGUAAAAUACGGUACUCACACUAGCCUCUGCAUGUACCAGGACACCCUGGCGCUGCUGGUGGGGCAAAACCUGCAUGUGGUAGAUGUGAACUGUGGCAGGGAGUUGGAAAAGAUUGUGCUGGAGAGAGAGGGGUUAUUAUAUACAAACCGAGCUGAAAGACGUACACCUCACCUGCUCUCAGAAACCGGACUUUUCGUGGUCGUGAACAAGGAGACAGACUCCAGAGAUUGUAACUCUAAGAUGAAGCCCUCUGGUUUCAGUACAGUGGAGGGUAUUCAUCCUGGAGGCCUCCUGGUAGAGGCUGUCUUUGAGGAGGCCUGUAAAUACUACCAGCAGAGGAGCCUGAGCAGCACCCAGCUCACCGUGGACACACUGAAGAAAGGAGGUAGGUUCCAGGCUCCCAUCUCUUUAGCCUCCAUCCUCAGGAACUACUUCAGUGCAGGGCCGAAGCAGAAGGGAGCAGAGCUGUCCCAGAAUGGGGGCGGUGGAUGUAUGGCGGGGCAAGACAAGCUAAUGGGCUCUCUGGAGGCCGAGCUGAAGGCUCUGGUCGCUCUGGAGGAUGUGAAGGGGAGUUUAGUGAGGGGAAGUGUUAAAGAGGUGGAGGUAGUGUGUGAAAGUCUUGUUGAAAAAGAAGUAGCCAGACUGCUGUCAUCCUCAGAGCUGGACAAAGAGACUCUGCUUUACCUCAACUCCAUCUUCAGCAUCUUCCCUUGCCAGGCGUGGAGAGCGGCGCAGGCUGCCCUCCAGCUACACUACAACGGUGAGGGCUCUCUGUCGAGCAAGGCGCCCCCAGAUGUGUGGAAAACUGUCCUCAGUCCUGCUUCAACCUCCAGCAACCCGGCCUCCCUCCGAUUCGCAAACGGGGGGCCAAAAUGCCUUCCCAGCCUCAACGGUGAUCACUUUGCCAACUGUAAAGCCAAAUCUCCAAGCUCCAAUUUGCCAGCUGCCUUGCCUGUGUUUGAACUCCUCUGCCACUCAGUUUUCCACUUCCAGCCCAGCUGGCUGCCCAGGUUCCUCGAGGCGGCCCAGCAGCAGCAGGGCUCAGCCGGUCUGGGCCUGAGUCUGGCAUCUUCCUCCUGGAGCUUCUCCAGUGGGAGAGGUGGGGAGGGCGGGGAGAACAAUGUGCCGCUCUACAAACGAGCUCUGUGCGUCUUGUCCAGCCUGGGCCUAGACAGAGACCAACACCAGGACUUGGAGGUUGAGCUGCUGCUGGUCAGCGGGCGGCCUAAUGCCAUCCUGCAGGCGAUGAGGGUCCUCAUGGCCAAACAGGAGUGGGAGCGGGUCACCCAGGUGGCCCAGAAGUUCUGCAAACAGAGUCCCCUGCUCAACAAGGAGAUUUUCACUACUCUCCUGUGUGAGGUGGCCCACCACAGAGAUCUGGACCCAUAUUUGGACCUAUUGUGGACUCUGUGCCCUGAGGACCUCUCUGUCACCACCAUACUCAACUUGGUGCUGAAAAGCCUCCCCUCUCCUAACAGCCCCUCUUCCUCCUCCUCUUCUUCCUCCUCCUCCUCCUCAUUCUCCAUGUCAACUACAACCUCCUCAUCCCCUGCUCCUUUUGCAGACCCCCACAGCAGCCAGUUGACCAUCGGGCUGUUGAAACCUCUGCUGAGAAAAGUCCUUCAGCGGGAGACCAAGCCCAGCCAGCGCUACGCUGACAUCCUCCAGUCCCCGGUGUUUCCCCCUCCAGCACCUCCUCGUCAGCCUGCAGAGCAGCCCAGCACAGACUCUGCUCUGGGCAACAACAUCUCCCCGGCUCUUCUCGCAGAAACACCUGAACAGCAGUCGUCCACACACACAACUGUGCAAAGGGCCAGGGUGGCACUACCUGCAAACCCAUUCUGAUUUACAUAAAAACGAACUAAGCAAGCUUACAAUGGAGAAGAAAAUAUCACUGUGCUGACAAUCAAAUUAAAACAUAGUAACAUCAGUAUGUUACAGGUAUCAUCAGUGUAAUGCAGUUAUUUGAUAGUGUUUUUAAACAGAUUGGUAAUUUCAGAUGAAGUAUGACAUCUAGAAACAAUGAAAUGACUACUGAAGAUCUUACUGGUGUAAAUACUGCAGGUAAUUUUAAAGUCUUAAUGUGUACAUACUGUAUCUGCAAUGUUAUUUAUCUCUUAAGCCUUAACUGCACGUGGAUGAGAGAGGUAUUGCAUAGUCUUGCAUUGAAUAAGUUUAGCCUUCAUCAGAAUGUCAUUAAUAAAUAAUAUUAAUAUAUUGUGUUAAGUGUUUAACUGCUCAGACAAACAAACAAAGCCACUAACUCCCAUUUUAGUGUGUGUACCUGUGUGUACAACACUGGCUGUCUUAAGUAGCUGAUGUCUGUUAAUUGUAGCCAAGUAUAGCUGCCUUUCACUUGUUGAUGACAAAGUGCAUUCCUGCAGUGGGUAAUCUACUGAGUUUUAUCCAGACAAGCUAGCCUUUGUGUUUGAAUGUUUGUUUUAAGUGAGGUAUGGUUGAGAGGGGAGG